GCGUUGGGCGUCGACUCGGCUUUGAGCAACUACAUGUUCCACGCCGACUCGGACGACUCGCUCGACGAAGAGGACAUAGACGACUGGCUGAACGAAGGGCAGCGAGGGGCGAACGGCGAGCUGAAUGACGAGGAGGACGCGCAGUUGAAUCCGCUGCGGACGGCGUACAUGGAGGGGUGGAGCCGGGCGGCGAAGGAGGGGUAG
Molecule: messenger RNA, 204 nt
Organism: Rhodotorula toruloides NP11
Lineage: Eukaryota; Fungi; Basidiomycota; Microbotryomycetes; Sporidiobolales; Sporidiobolaceae
Exons: 2
Source: RefSeq, a predicted model, not a curated record